UCGGCGUUGCGAGGCGCCGCCGCCACCAGAUCUACAACGACAGAGGUCAUCGGCGAGGGAUAAAUGGCGUGGGAGAAUGCGCAGCGGGUGAUGCGCACAAGAUCCGUCAAUCGAGAUCGAUGGAGCAGUAGAACCCUUUAUGUUGUUCGUCGUCUGAGACAGUUGAUUCAUCAUUUAUGGGGUUUCGUCAUCACCGCCUCGCAAGCCGCGAUUCAAGUGCCGAGCAAAUCAGCCGUCGAUGAUGAGACGCGAAGGAGAAACGCCGUUGGAGAAGAAUCGGUCUCUUUGUACUUGACAUUCGCCGGCGUCGGAGUAGGGUUUCUCCGUCAGAUGAGAGUUGAAAUUUGGGGAUCUCAUAUGCAGUCGGAGGAGAACGACAACAAUGGAGAACAGAGCGGAGGAGGAAACGCGUAAAUGAGGGUCAUUUUUUAUUUUUAUUAUUUUUAUGUAAGUUUCCAGUUUUGCGCUUAAUUAACCGUGUUGUUACGGUGACAAUAAAUAGAGUGUUGUUAU
Molecule: messenger RNA, 513 nt
Organism: Linum trigynum
Lineage: Eukaryota; Viridiplantae; Streptophyta; Magnoliopsida; Malpighiales; Linaceae
Source: the annotation of a GenBank genome assembly